Linum trigynum is the source of this 7880-nucleotide messenger RNA. The record is from the annotation of a GenBank genome assembly. NCBI's taxonomy places the organism in Eukaryota, Viridiplantae, Streptophyta, Magnoliopsida, Malpighiales, Linaceae.
AGGUGCAUAUUUGAUUCUAGUGACUAUUUUAAUUUUUAGCCUCCCAUUUUUCACAUAUGAAAAUAUUAUUAGUAAAUAAAUAUAAUUAGUAUGAUUAUUAUGAAUUAUGUGGGUUAACUACGGUGGGUAGGAGGAAGAGAGUACCAAUGGAGGAGGGAGAGAGUGCCUAGCGGGAGGGGCAGGAUAGGCCAGAGCUGGAGAGAGGGAUUUGUAGCGGUCGUGACCCUAACCCAGAAACACCAAUGACAAUGAGAAUAAGAAGAAGACAACGAGGAGGGUGGGUUGGUGAUAAUAUUUCGGAUUAGGUUCUUGAAUCUUGACCAAACCGAAGUAAUUUUGGUUCGAAUUCCGUUUGAACUAUGGUACAAGUCGAGAACUUGGUAUGCUCAAUUGAUUAAUUUCGAAGAGUGUCUACCCUGAUUUGUGAUGAGAGAAUGAAUUAGUGAUGAUUGAUGAUAAAAAGGUAAAAUACGUUUUGAUUAAAAAUAUGUUUUGGGAGUCUCAGCUUCCUAUUAACGAAGUUGGAGUUGCGUCACACGAGUAGGGCUGCAAAUGAGUGGAGCUGCUUGCAAGAAGCUCGACUUUCGACUCGAAAAAACUCGUUCAAAACUUGACUCGUUUACUAACGAGCUGAUCUUGAGCUAAACUUUUUGCAGCUCGCGAGCUAGCUCGACUCGGUGGCUUUUUGAGAUCAACUAGUGAGGUGGGUCAUUCAGAGCUUGUCUCAACUCGCAACAUUGUGACUAGAGAGCCAACUCGAUUACCGACUUAUGAGCGAAUCGAUCUAUAUGAGUUUGAUCUUGAUAAUUCAUAGGAUUGUUAAAUUAUAUGUCUAGCCCUAUAUGAAGUUUAACAUGUAGAUUAUGUGAGCAAAUAUGUCUUAAUUAAUUUUAGAAAGAAAUUAUGUAUCAUAGAUUGCUUUGAUACUACAACAUAACUUAAUUUUGAGUAUUUAAAAUUUAUUAACUAAAUAACAUGAUACCACAAAGUAUAACAUGAUAUUAGUUCAUAUUGAACUUUUAUAUAUAUAUUUUCCAUUUUGACUUUAAUCACAUGUAUCAUACAUGACAUACAAAAUGAAUAUAUCAAAUACGACUCAAAAUUUUAGUAAACAAGGUAGCUCCAAAUCAACUCGGUUCGUCUCGCUAAUAAGCGAGCCGAGCUCGAGCUCAACUCAAUUAUUAACGAGCGGAGCUUGGCUAAAACUCCGCUCCUAUGCAGCCCUACACACAAGACAUGUACAUGCAGUUUUCAGGCCCACGGGCCCAUAUCCCCGUCUGCCCAAACCACUACCCCGUGCUCAGCCCAAGCCCAUCGUUGUUGUUGGUUUGUAAAACAAAUAACUGUGGGGGAAAGAGGAAACUGGAAAAGGAACCUGGAGGGAAGCACGAACAAGCAUGUCGGAAAAGCAACGGCGACCCCCACGGCGGUAGAAAACGAAGCCAGCCAGCCAGCAGCACGACAGCGAGCUGAAGAAGAAGAAGAAGAAGAGCGACGAAAGCAGAAACCAUAAUAGUCCUCUCUUGCCUAUUCACCUCUCAUCAUUGCAAUUCAUAAACAACGAUGUUCUCCAUCGCAGCAAUUAACGACACCGACUCCACGCAACAAUGGGAACCCUUAGCUCCGACGAAAGAAGCUCAGGAAUCUCAUCUUACCCAGACUUACCACGAUGGUCUCCUCGAAUUGCAAGCGAAGCAAUACGACAAGGCCCGCCAUUUGCUGGAAUCUGUGUUGAGAGACCCUCUAAUCUCAAACGCCCAAGAGGUGGAUGGUAAUGCAAGCGAUAGUCAUCUGCAGCAGCUCAGAUAUUUGGCGCUAAAGAAUCUCGCCACUGUUUUCCUCCAGCAAGGAUCAGCACAUUAUGAGAAUGCUCUUCAGUGUUACCUUCAAGCUGUUGAGAUUGACACCAAAGAUUCUGUUGUUUGGAAUCAGUUGGGAACUUUGUCGUGUUCGAUGGGUUUGCUCAGUAUUUCGCGAUGGGCUUUUGAGCAGGGCCUUCUAUGCAGCCCUAAUAACUGGAAUUGCAUGGAGAAGUUAUUAGAAGUUCUUAUAGCAAUUGGUGAUGAGGUCGCUUGCCUUGCUGUAGCAGAGUUGAUUUUGAGGCACUGGCCUUCUCAUUCUCGUGCUUUGCAUGUGAAAUGCACUAUUGAAGAGUCAGAGCUAGUUCCAUUUGCACCUAGAGGUAUUGAUAAACUGGAACCAAAGCACGUCCGCCUUAAGUUCCUGGACAAGAGGAAAAGAACUGAGGAGAAUUUUGACGAACUUGUAGCUAAUAAACGGCUGAACCAGACCAUUGAGUUGAAGCUGCAUGGAGUUUCGUGGUGUGCUGUUGUUGAUGCUCUGCUGGAAAUCCUACAUCCACUCAGUGGGCAUGACACUGAGUUCAAACCUGACGAACCCCGCAAAUCUGGGGAUAUCAGGUUAAGUAUACAACUACCAUCCAAUUUAGAUAUCGAUAUGAGCUCUCAGGAAAAGAAAAGGCCGGUUGACUGCCCCUCUAGUCAAUGCAAGCCUCUCAGCAAUAGCAAUUCCGAAAGAGUUGGUGCUGUCAAGGAAAGAGAAACAAAUAGUUUUUAUGAACAGCCUCAUGAGAGGCGGAGUACUCGCCUUGAAAGACUUAGAAGUCGUAAACCUGGGAAAGAAGAAAUGGAUUUUGGUGACAGGAAGGAUUUAGUCAGUGUUGUACUCCAGUAUCUGGAGCCUUUUAUUGUUGGCGCACCGUCCGGUGACAAUUCUGAGCAUGCGGUUACGUGUUCUGUUCCACGUACUGAUGAGGCUACUUCACCUGAUAGGGAACUGAAUGAUGUUUCAGCAUUUGUCAAAGAAACAUCAAAAAAUUAUGGUGCUUAUGAUAUGGCCCACUUGCUUCUCGAACAUGUUUCAACUAAAGGUAUUAUGUGUCAGGAUGCAUUGCCCAAACUCCUUGAAAUGGAAGGGUUAACAAGAAAUUGGGGGAAAGAUAGAACUCCUGAGUGUAGUCUUUUUCUUGCUGAGGUGUAUUAUGACCUUGCAUUUUUGCCUUCCAUUGCUUCAAAGCUCUCGGAAUUCAUAUCAGAAGCAUUGUAUCAUCUAUGCAAAAUUGUGGAAUCAGUAGCCCUAGACUAUCAUUCACCCCUAACCCUUGAAAAUCAGGGUGGAAGUUGGUCUGAUCGCUCUUGUUGCUCAGAUCUCGUUUCUAUUGAUUCUUUGUCAAGUGAAAAAUGCAACUUCUGGAUCAGGUACUUCUGGUUGAGUGGGAAAUUGUCCAUCUUCGAUGGCAAAAAGGCAAAAGCUUAUGAAGAACUAUCUGUGUCCUUGUCACUGGUCUUGAAGAGGGAUAAAAUGGGUGAUUCUUCUGGGAGUCUUAAACUAUCUUACCUCAAGGUCAAUAAAGAGUUAACCCCAGAGAAGAUUCUUCAUGAAAUAAAUUUGUUGAAAGUUGAUUCCCUGCUCGAGGAGACUGUAGGCGAGUUAAUGGAGAAAGAGAAUUACGUGGAAUGCAUAAAUUUACUUGCCCCACUUCUAUUCUCUGUGGAUCAUGUUUACCUUGAUGUUUUGUCAUCACCUGGAAUAGAUGAUAAAAAUGAGGGAUUAACAUGCAUUGAGCUUAAAGCGCUGGAUAUAUUAAUUGAAGCUUCUGAGAAGGCAAUCCCUAUGGAUAAAGAGGUACACUUAAUGUGUCACCAAAGAAAGCUGCUAAUACUCAUGCUACUAGCUGGGAUGGUCCAAUUUAAAUGCUCACAGCAGAAAUAUGGGUUUAAUGCACUCUCCGCUUAUGAUGUAGUUCCUAAAGAAACUCCAGAGAAGUGGAAUAAUCUAGUGGUGCAAGAAAUAAAGGCAAUCUCAAAUUCUGCAGCGAAGAUAAAGAGCUUGGAUCCAUCUGUUGACACAAGUGGCUCAAGCUGUCCCCUCAGUUGCAUCAGUGCUUUGCAAUCAGUGCUAGUAGCGGUCAUGUGCCAUGUCGUCAUCAAUUACCUCUGCAAGAAGUCCUGUGUCCCUGUUAAUGCUGAUGAGACUGAACAAAAACAUGGAUGCUAUCUAGUUGAUACAUGUGUUGCAUUCUGCAGACUUCAACACCUUGUCUCCUCCAUUGCAGUCGAGACACAAGUUGAAUUAAUUGUCGCAAUCCAUGACUUGCUCGCUGAGUAUGGCCUCUGCUGUGCGGGUGAGGGUGGUGAAGGCGGGGAAGGAACGUUUCUUAAAUUCGCUAUAAAGCAUCUCUUAGCAUUGGACAUGAAGCUUAAAUCCAACUUAAACUCUUCCUGCACGGAAAAAUAUCACCUUGAUAAGCAGCAUUCCCCAGGUGGACUCGGCAAAUCAGCUGACAGAGAAAUAAAUAUGGAACUGGAUAUUGAUGAGUUGGAAAAUCCCAAAAUUAAUGUUGCUGGGAAUGGUGUUUCUGAAGUCGUUCAUUCACAAGAAAGCAAGAGAGACGGAGUAGGAGACCGCGGAGACCGACAGGGAGAUGAAGGGGAUAAAAAUGGUGAAAAAAUCAUCAAACACAGAAGUAAAAUGUCUGAAGAGGAGAUGGAAGAGCUUGAGUUAAUGAUAGAUAAUGCGCUAGAUCAGUGUUUUUUUUGCCUAUAUGGACUGAAUCUUAGAUCAGAUUCAUCCUAUGAUGAUGAUCUGGCCACACACAAGAAUACUAGUCGUGGAGAUUACCAGACCAAGGAACAAUGUCUGGAUGUUUUUCAGUACAUACUACCUUGUGCAAAGGCUUCUUCUAAAACUGGACUCGUCAAACUUCGGAGAGUGUUGAGAGCUAUACGCAAACAGUUCCCACAACCACCUCAAGAUCUUUUAGAUGGCAAUGCGAUAGAUAAGUUCUUAGACGAUCCAGAAUUGUGUGAAGACAGACUGUCCGAUGAGGCUGGAUCUGAAGGUUAUCUGGAGACUGUUAUUAAGAUUCUAUUUCCUGAUGCAGGAAAUGUUAAGCAGCACAGAUCAUCAAUGGUUAAGCGCUCUGAUCCAUAUUCUGAGGUGUAUUGUAACUUGUACUAUUUCCUCGCUCUGUCUGAGGAAAUGAAUGCAACUGAUAAGUGGCCGGGCUUUGUACUUACGAAGGAAGGUGAAGAAUUUGUACAGCAAAAUGCUAGUCUCUUUAAAUAUGAUCUCCUUUACAAUCCUCUGCGCUUUGAAAGUUGGCAACGACUUGCAAAAAUUUAUGAUGAGGAGGUGGACUUGUUGCUAAAUGACGGCAGUAAGCAUAUAAAUGUAGUGGGAUGGAGAAAGAAUGCAACUCUUCCACAGAGGGUUGACAGAAGUCGAAGGAGGAGCAGACGUUGUCUGCUAAUGAGUUUAGCUUUGGCAAAUACGCCAUCUCAGCAGUGUGAGAUACAUGAGUUACUGGCAUUAGUGUACUAUGACAGCCUUCAGAAUGUGGUGCCCUUCUAUGAUCAACGGUCUAUCAUACCUUCCAAAGAUGCAGCCUGGAUUGUGUUUUGCGAGAACUCCAUGAAGCAUUUUAAGAAAGCUUUCUCACACAAGCAGGAUUGGUCACAUGCAUUUUACAUAGGAAAACUCUGUGAAAAGCUCGGAUACCCAUAUGAAAGAUCACUAUCAUAUUAUGACAAGGCUGUAGAACUGAAUCCAUCUGCUGCAGACCCUGUAUAUAGGAUGCAUGCCUCACGCUUGAAGUUGCUUCACAAGUGUGGAAAGCAGGACUUAGAAGCUCUGAAGACCCUUUCAGGACACUCUUUCCGUCAAUCAACAAAGGAUGCCGUCACAAACAUUUUUAGUGAAAUGGCCUCUGUCAUUGAUGAUACCUUCUCCGAGGACAGUAGCCACAAGUCAAACUACCUAGAAGAAGUGUGGCAUAUACUAUACCAUGACUGCCUUUCUGCUUUGGAAAAUUGCGUUGAAGGGGAUCUGAAACAUUUUCACAAGGCCAGAUACAUGCUUGCUCAAGGGCUGUACAAACGAGGGUUGAUUGGCGAUCUGGAGAGGGCAAAGGAUGAACUUUCAUUUUGCUUCAAAUCCUCACGCUCGUCUUUCACCAUUAAUAUGUGGGAGAUUGAGGGCAUGGUCAGAAAAGGAAGGCGCAGAACACCUGGUGUUGCUGGAAACAAGAAGGUUCUUGACGUGAACCUGGCAGAAAGUUCUCGGAAAUUCAUUACUUGCAUCAGGAAAUAUCUGUUGUUUUACUUGAGAUUGUUGGAGGAGACUGGAGACACUUGCACCCUUGAUCGUGCUUUUGCAUCUCUUCGUUCAGAUAAAAGGUUCUCAUUGUGCAUUGAAGAUCUUGUACCAGUAGGUCUUGGAAGAUUGAUCAAGGCCCUUGUAUCAUCCAUCCAUCAAGCCGAGAGUGCUGAAUCUUCUACUCCUGGCACAUCAGAGCCGCAACUGGAGAAGUUAUUCUCAUUGUUCAUGGAACAAGGGAACUUAUGGCCAGAGAUACUUUGCUUGCCUGAGACACAGAGCCCAGAAUUUACAGAUAGCAGCUUAUAUGGUUAUCUCCACAGACACAUCACUUCGUUGGAGAGAAACAGCAAGCUCGAGGCACUUGAAGGGAUAAAUGAAAGGAUUCGUAAGCGCUUCAAGAACCCAAAGUUGUUGAAUAGCAAUUGUGCUAAAGUCUGCCGACAUGCUUCGGUUGCCUGGUGCCGCAGUCUCAUAAUUGAUUUGGCAUUGAUCACUCCUAUGCCAUUUGGUCAUGACGAUACUUUGGAAAGUGGUCAACUGCUUGUGCUUGAUGUACAAGCGGACGAGUUAUGGAACACAUCAUCAGACAUCACCACUCCAGAAAAUCCCGAAACAAAAUGGGGCUCGGUCUUGACUAAAAUGAAGAAUAUAGCAGUUAAGAAAGCUGCAAAUGGAGAUAUUGAGACUGCUAGCUCUUUAAUGAAGAGCUGCUACAAUUUCUAUCGAGAAAGCUCAUGUGGAUUGCUUCCUUCUGGGAUCAACCUUUACUUGGUGCCGCCAAAGUUAGCAGUGGAUACACGAGGUGUUGAGCCAGGACAGGAUGGAGUUGAAGUUCUUGAUCUGAGCGUUCCUAGGAAACUUCUUCUGUGGGCUUAUGUGCUUCUGCACGGUCGUUAUGCCACCAUUGCAGCUGUUGUUAAACAUUGCGAGGAAAAUAUCAAGCCAAAAAUGAAAAAGGGUGCUGGAACGUCAUCAACCCCAUCAUCCCAUUCGGGCCUUUCUCCUGCCAAACAUGUCCAUGCAACAGGGGGCGUUGUUGCAGGUGUGGAGGGAGUUAAUAGCGAUGCAGAAGCUGGUCGUGGAUUCGGGGGAUCUCCUGCAGUUCCAGCCACUGGAAGCGAGAAGAGACUGAAUGCCGAUUCAACUACCCCGGUUUCAAGUUCCCGGCAAAGCCAGUGUUGGAAGAGUUCAACGAUGGACGAAGGAGGAGAUCCUGAAAAAAAGUAAUGUACGUAGCAACAGCUGAGGCAUACGAUACGAGGCCGAGUAAUGUGUAUAGAGAAGGCAGAGUUGUAGAGAUUGGACUGUUAAAUAGUAUACAAAAAUUGCUAAGCUGUAAUGUUAAGUGACUUUGUUAGGGAAAAGUCCAGUAAUUUAGAAUGAUAAUGCACAAAAUAGACAAGGUCUAAUGUGUAUAUAUUGCCUGUUCAUGAUUCUGCUACUGUUCAUUUGUGUACCACAGUGAUCCGAGUGGCCGUAGACGAUUUUCGCAGUCCGAUUGUACGAUACAAUGGUUAAAAAUUGUUCUUGGUACUUCCACGAUUUUGUUAUCGUAUUAUACAUUGAAUCGAUCGUCCCACCUGUCUAGGAAGCCUACUACAAUAUUACAGAAUUUUGAUAUGAGGAUUUUGGUGGUUUCAUAGUUUAUCAGUUCAAUAAGCCAUAUCGGUUGGACCGGUUGAAUUUGCGGCAACAUAAAUAAACCACGAAGAGAGCAAAUUCCUGGUCUGGUUUGGUUUGACUAAAACGGUGCCGUUUGC